AUGGAUCUAGAAGCUGCGGCAGAUACACGAUUGUAUAGUAUGAUGCGAAUAGAGACUGACAAUGAUCAAAAGCCCGUGUCGAAAGCCGUGAAGAUGCGAGUAGCGAGCGCGCAAUGCAGAAAGAAGAGGCGGACGAGAUGCAAGAGAUGCAACGAGCGCGUGAAGUUGAUCAAGAUAGCCCGACGAAUGCGAAAGUACGCCUAA
Pseudozyma hubeiensis SY62 is the source of this 204-nucleotide messenger RNA. Its product is annotated as predicted hydroxylase. The coding region runs from base 1 to 204 and encodes 67 amino acids. NCBI's taxonomy places the organism in Eukaryota, Fungi, Basidiomycota, Ustilaginomycetes, Ustilaginales, Ustilaginaceae. The transcript has a single exon. The record is from RefSeq and is a predicted model, not a curated record.